Messenger RNA from Peniophora sp. CBMAI 1063, 1011 nucleotides. The record is from the annotation of a GenBank genome assembly. NCBI's taxonomy places the organism in Eukaryota, Fungi, Basidiomycota, Agaricomycetes, Russulales, Peniophoraceae.
AUGGGCGAGUCCGCCAUCACGGUGGAGACGUAUCAUCAUGUCUGGGUCAAUUACGGGUUUGGCUUGGCUGCUAUCGUGAUUGUCUUCUACGACUGGUUGAUCACCCUCCCGGACGAGAUCGCCCACGUCUGGUUCGGAAAACGCAACGCCGCAACAUGCCUGUAUCUUGCUGCGCGCUACAGCGGUAUCAUCACCUAUGGGCUUUCGGCAUAUCCGCUCCUUGCACCCAACAUCUCGAUCUCAACCUGUAAUGCUCUACGAGACUUCCACGUCUACGCCUCGCUGGCCAUACAGGCCUUGACUGCAGCCGUUUUCAUCCUGCGUGUAUACGCCCUGUACAAUAGUCGCAACUUGGUCAUCGGCCUAGUCACCUUCUGCGUCUCUGUCCUCAUCAUUGCCAUUCUCUUGAUUGUAUUGCCUAAACAUCAUGACCUAGUGUACCCUACCGCGCUACCGGGGUGUAACCCUCUUGAGACGCAUGCAGAAGCCGUCCGCUUCGCCAUCAUUUGGAGCUGUGUAUCUGUAUUCGACCUCGUGGUUGUGGGCCUCACGGCAAGAAAGGGGUGGCGCGCGUACAGCCAUAGUCUGAGUAGACUAUGGUAUGUCUUCAUGCGUGACGGUUUUGUGUACUUCACGGUCCUCUUCAUCGCGAACACUGGCAACAUCGUCACAUUCCUCGUCGCGCCUCCUGUGCUGAAAGGCGUAAACGGCGUCCUUACUACCGCUCUCGAGGCGACCUUGGUCUCACGACUGAUCCUGAACCUCCGAGUCUAUGACGCCGAACGCCGGAGCGAGCUUGAACAGGCCGCAUCAGGCGAAGCGACCGAACUCCGCGUCGUCGUGCACACUACGACUGCCACGCAUGGGGACUCUCAAACCCGCGGGAGACGGUACGAGCUUGAUAGCGCUCAUACGAUGGACGACCAUGACGGACGCAGCUAUACCGAGAUGGAGAUUGAGGAGGUCAAGGCGGAGUGGAAGAGGGACAGGGUGCGUGGGACCGCGGUCUAA